UUGCGCUCCACUUUUCGACCAAUACGACGUGGAGUGGGCGGGGCCAAGACUGGGCAAAGGACGGCGAUGAUGGCGGAGGUGACGACAACGGCGGCUUUGGGGCUGCGGCGUCUCCUGGCGGCGGGUCCAAGCUUGAGGAGGCGGAGAUUAAGUUCUCUUCUGCCUGUUGCCAUUCCUAAGCUUGAUUAUCACUUGACACAGUCUCGCAGUUACAUACCCAGGAGAGCUGUUCUCUAUGUGCCUGCGGAUGAUGAGAGAAAGAUUAAAAAAAUUCCAUCCCUCGGUGUGGAUUCUGCUGUGUUGGACUGUGAAGAUGGUGUUGCUCUAAACAGGAAGGCAGAAGCAAGAAUGAAAACUGUGAAAGCACUAGAAGAAUUUGAGUUUGGUCAGACUGAAAAGUGUGUGAGGAUCAAUUCAGUGUCCAGUAGUCUUGCUGAAGAAGAUAUAAAGGUCAUUUUGAAGUCCAGCAUUCUCCCUACAAGCCUGAUGCUACCAAAAGUUGAAAGUGUAGAAGAAAUAAGAUGGUUUACAGAAAAAUUUGCAUGCCACUUAAAAGGCCGAACACUUGUAGAACCUAUUCAUUUCAUCCCUUUUGUGGAAACAGCAAUGGGCUUGCUCAGUUUUAAGGCAGUUUGUGAAGAAACACUGAGAAGGGGACCCCGUGUUGGCCUUCAUUUGGAUGCAGUAGUCUUCGGGGGUGAAGAUUUCCGUGCCAGCAUAGGUUCAACGAGUAGUAAAGAAACCUACGAUAUUCUUUAUGCCAGGCAAAAAAUUAUUGUCACAGCAAAGGCUUUUGGCUUGCAGGCCAUAGACCUGGUGUAUAUUGAUUUUCAAGAUGAAGAGGGGCUCCGUAAGCAGUCAAGAGAGGGUGCCCUAAUGGGUUUCACUGGUAAGCAGGUUAUUCACCCUAAUCAAGUUGCUGUUGUCCAGGAGCAGUUCUCACCAAGCCCUGAAAGAAUAAAGUGGGCACAAGAACUGAUUUCUGCUUUCGAAGAACAUCAGCACAUAGGGCGCCUUCACCUUCCGUGGCAGCAUGAUCGACAUGCCAUUACUGAAGCAAGCCCAGAACAUUGUUACGCUUGCCACAGCCAUCAAGAAAAAAUGAUCUGCUAAAUGAACCUUCCCCUAGGGGGGCUCUAGGAGCAGCUUAAAGAAGGAUCAUGUAAUAUGUGGAGGUAGAAAAAUGCAAAAGCUCAUACUGCAAUGGAGCUCUGUUUACGUGUGCUCUACAGCUUGUCAUUUAUUUUCUUCCUUAUCACAGAUCAUUUUUCCUGGUCAUAUACCAAAAUAAAGUUGUUACUACUACUA
Molecule: messenger RNA, 1308 nt
Organism: Hemicordylus capensis (graceful crag lizard)
Lineage: Eukaryota; Metazoa; Chordata; Lepidosauria; Squamata; Cordylidae
Gene: CLYBL
Product: citramalyl-CoA lyase
Exons: 8
Coding region: 67-1113 (348 amino acids)
Biological process (GO): regulation of cobalamin catabolic process
Molecular function (GO): (S)-citramalyl-CoA lyase activity
Source: RefSeq, a predicted model, not a curated record